Molecule: messenger RNA, 3638 nt
Organism: Perca flavescens (yellow perch)
Lineage: Eukaryota; Metazoa; Chordata; Actinopteri; Perciformes; Percidae
Exons: 11
Coding region: 102-1418 (438 amino acids)
Biological process (GO): regulation of gene expression
Cellular component (GO): nucleus
Molecular function (GO): DNA binding; POU domain binding
Source: RefSeq, a predicted model, not a curated record
UCAUGCACUGAGUGUUUUCAACUAUUUUGACAUUGGAACUAGAAGGCUGCUGAACUCCCGUUUUUCUCACUUUAACAGUUCCUUUUCAGUAGUUGUACAAGAUGGGAAGACUGUACAAACGAAAGGAGCCGGGAGAAAGAAGUGAUAAAACAACAGACAUAGGGGAUGGGCUCUCUCCUCUGCCAGGGAAGACCGCGGCCGGCUUGGCUGAGCCACACACACCAGUUUCUGGUUUGUCUGUCCGGGAUGUGGACGGUCGUCAAAAAGCUGAAAGAGUUUCCAUGUAUGGGGGGGAGAAGGUCUACCUUGGAGUCCGUGUCAAAAUGCCUGUAAGGGAUCUACUGAGAAAAAUCCGCAUAGCCCAAGGCUGUAAACCUCAAGAUUUUCAGGAGAUAUACGGAAAAACAGUCAAAGACAAGCAACGAGUCAAAACUAGCAAAGGACGCCGAUCUACCAAAAGAAAACGCCCCACCAAAAGCCUGGAGGAGCUGGCAAUCAUCGUUGAGGUGCUAGAGGAGGAUCUCAGAACUGGCAACACCUGCCUGUCCCCUCCCCAGUAUUUGUCCCCCUCCAAACCUCCAGUGUCUCCAACUGGUUCUGGGUACAAUAGUGAUGAGUCGGAUGAAAUGAUCCCCAGCCCCCGGUCCUACGUGACCUACUCCCCAAGCACAGCAGAGUACCAGCAAGCCCUGUCCCUUCCAGGCCCCAUGCACACCAGCCUCGAUCAUUCCAACAUCCGAAACACUGGAAGCGUUGGUGGACGAGGGGAGGAGUGGGCUUAUCCCCAGGUCCACGACUGGAACGGGAACAACUCUGCUUUCUUUUGGGCCCAGCUUCAGAAAGAAGAGAGCCAGCUCAGGGACAUCUCUGACGCUGCACUGCUGGCCCCCGAUGGAUACGGCAGGACAGCUCUCCAUAAAGUGGCGUGUGUCGGGAAGAGGGCACUUGGCUAUGCGAUCGCCAAAAGGAUGGCCGCAUUUAACAGCCUCGACCUCAAAGACUCGGAGGGAAUGACCGCCCUCCUCCAUGCAGCGAAGCACAACCACCACCUGAUGGUAGCGGAUCUGAUCCAUUUGGGGGCCAGCGUCAAUGAGACCAACAACUCAGGAAAAACCUGCCUCCACCUCAGUGCUGAGAAAGGCUACAUCAGAGUCCUGGAGGUUCUGAGACAGACUAUGAUGGACGGUGUGUAUGUUGACGUUGAAGCCACUGAUAACUCUGGAAUGAGUGUCUUCCAGUGUGCUUCUGUGGCUCUCAAAGCCACAGUACGUGAGCUGGAAAGCAGUAAACCCCAAAAUCACAUCAGUCUCAACACACUUUGCCAAGAGCAGAUGAUGGAAACUCUAGAGUGUCUGCUGCAGAUGGGCAGCUACUUUUAUACCAUGGAGAGCCAGAGUAUACAACCUAGAAUUGGUUAAUUCUGGCACUUCCGCCCGGCAGGGCUUUCUGGAGACCCGACAGUAAUGUUCUGAGUUGGUAUAGGCUUGAAUUCAAAUGGAGAGAGACCAUAACCAGUGGAGUUUGUUUUCUCUCAAAGCUUGAUUUCAGGCCUGCUAUGUAAAGCAUUUAGGGUUUUGUGUGUGGAAAAAAUGCCUGACUUGCAAUUGGGUAUUUAUUGUAACCUGCACAGAAACGUUAGGUGCCCAUUAGUUGGUUUCUGUGAAACUUCCAUUGUUUGUUACAUUAGAGUAACAAGAUGUCCUCAGUUAGUGUGUCUGUGAAGAUCAAGAUGUAAAAUCCUUUGAGAAUAUUUUUUUAAUAUAAUAGUGUAAACUAUUGGCUUGGUCGUGCCAGUUUUAGGGGUCCAGUAGUGUUUUGAAAACCUGGCCCCCAAAUACUGUCUGUCUGUCUGUCUGUCUGUCUGUCUGUCUGUCUGUCUGUCUGUCUGUCUGUCUGUCUGUCUGUCUGUCUGUCUGUCUGUCUGUCUGUCUGUCUGUAUGAUUUUCCCUCCCCACUGGGGUCUAGCUUGAUUUAUUUUCUUUCCUCAGAUCUUUUAAAAGGACUUUUGUACUAGAGGACAAUGCAUGUUUUAGUAAUGUAUGGUGAUGGGGUGUAAAUCCAAUUUCAUUUGACUGCCUUCACAUGAGUAAGUACAUGUAAAAACAGUCAUUGGCAGGGAGUUUUAGUUCUGUUUAUGCAUAACCUCCUAGCAUAUUGUCAAGUUUUUUGGCUUUUGUACACAUGUGUUUAGCCUAGCUAGCUUAGCUCAAUGACUGGAAGCAGGGGAAAGAGUAAGCAAAGUUAAAGAUGCACAAUAACAAAAUGUACACACCGUGUCAUAUGUAUUCAAUAUGUGCAGAAGCAGAAAACAAAACAUUGUGGCCUGACAUGCAGCUAGCUUGCGCAUUAAAGCUAUCUACCAACAAACGCCUGUUACAAUGACUCAGCAUUUGGACAUCUUGUCCUCAUAGUUGUCAGCUUUGGACACUUUCCUUUCUCUGAACAAAACUCAGGUGAUUUUGUGAUGUGCUGGUGGUUAGCCAGCUGGCUAACAACAGGACAUGUAGACAAUUUUAAUUUUAAUCAAUCUCUUUCCUCCUUGCUGGGUCUUUGUGCUAAGCUAGGCUAAACGUGUGUGUGUGUGUGUGUGUGUGUGUGUGUGUGUGUCAAAGGUUUUAGAAAAUAUAGUCAUAUAUUAUUACUUUCUGACAUUUCUCAGGUGUUCUUGGGAACUGUGACUCUGAUUAGUUAGAGCCAUAUCUACAGUAUGCAGUCACUAAUUUACUUUAUUGCAUUUUAAGGGAGUAUCAUGAGUAUUUAUUUCUAAACUUAGCUAAGGAAAAUAUGUUUAGUACAAGUAGUACAAUGUGUAAGUAGUUAUGUGAUGAUCUAUUCUUUAUAGAUUUGUAAUGUGGUGAUGGGCAACAGUGAAAAGGAUAACCUUAAUGUAACCUCACAACAUCAGGGAUUUCUAUACAGAAAACUGGAGCAUUUUUACUAUUGAUAAAAAUGUGAGUAUUCUGAAUUAUAGAUGGUCACUAAGUGGUGGACCACAGUUGGUAUGAAAUGUUUUGACUUUAAUGUUUAUAUAGUAUGUCUAUUGAUGAUCAACAGGGCAUCUUUUAUUGCAAAAUAGUCAUUUAAUCAUGAGAGAAUCCCAAAAUGUAAUCAAGAACUUAUUUACUCUUGAAUGAGAGACAUAAUUGUGUUAAUUUACAGUAUCUUACAUAUUCAUUUAUAUACUUAUGUGGGGGAUUAUAAUAUAAGGAAUCAGUUCUCUUCUGAAAGUACAAUUAAACACUUAGAUGCUUGUUUUGCCUUGCAGGGAUGUCAUAGUUCAUCCACCUUUCGUGUUAAGUUUUUACAGUUGUGUUAAUGUAUACAGAUGGGUCUGGGAGUGUAGAGAACUCGUAAGGAGUCAUUGUGUAAUUCAGUUUUCAACUUAAACAAAUUUCACUAAUUUGUAUUACUUUAUAAUCUUGUGAUGUUUCAUGAAUCAAUCACAUUGUUAUACUGUAGCUCAGGCUGAGUUGCUCAUUCCAAUCAAGACAUCUGAUCACAUAAAUAAAAAAUAAGUGCCAAGGAUCACGAUCAUUUCCGUAAAACGUCAUUUCUUUUAAACACAGUGAUUCACAUUGAUAGUGGGUAUUGGUUGUCAUUACAAUUCACGCUUAUGUAACAAUAUGUGCAUUUUAAUC